Cotesia congregata is the source of this 714-nucleotide messenger RNA. The record is from the annotation of a GenBank genome assembly. Lineage: Eukaryota; Metazoa; Arthropoda; Insecta; Hymenoptera; Braconidae.
AUGGACUUUUACCUUACUCAUAAGACAGUCACUGAGUUUCUUAAUGAAUGGCCGAUUCUCAAUGACUUGAGAGGAAAAGAUUUGAUUUCUUUGCACUUUUUAAGCAUGUACCCUAAUAAAGCAAAUCUUUUGCGGUCUGGUUGGUCAACAUUCAUUGAUAGAAUCAAAACUUUAAGGAGUUUAAAAUAUGCCGGAGAUGAAACAAUUCAAGAAUAUAAGGAAAUUAUUACUACUUUAGGAAAUGGAGAAGAAACCAUUAAUUUGAAGUUUGUUAUUGAGCUUUUGAUGUUGCCGUAUCUUGUUCCACCAAAGGGAAGAAAUUCGAAAAAAAUAAAACACAGUAAGAAAGAAGCAUCUAAUACGAUAGUUCUUUUUGUAGAAAAUCCUGGUGACAUUGAAACUGAAAUAGAGAAACAGAGAACCCGUGCUUAUAAUAAGCAUGAUACCGUACAACCAUAUGUACUUAUUCAAGGGAACAUGACAGAGCAUAACCAGGUGCUGUUGGUUGUAGACGAAAUCAAGUAUCAAUUUACGUCAGCAAUUACAGCAUGCGAUUGUUUAUUUAAAUGUUACCACGUUUUUGGAGCACAAUAUCCAAAGGAUUCAAACCACAUUUAUUUAUUAAUACAAAGGUGCCUCUUCAAGAUUAAAACUCAGUAUGAUGUUUUGCCCUCGACGAUUAUUGAUAUUGAUCAAACGUUUGACAGACUAUAG